Molecule: messenger RNA, 1107 nt
Organism: Caenorhabditis bovis
Lineage: Eukaryota; Metazoa; Nematoda; Chromadorea; Rhabditida; Rhabditidae
Source: the annotation of a GenBank genome assembly
AUGUGGGCAACUGGUGCGAUUGUAUGCUCGCCGGUUUUCCGGAUAUUCUCGACGUGCUGCCCGAUUCGACGAGCAACGUCUUCGCACAGGUAUGCUGCUCGACAAAAGACCGUUGAUCUGGGCAGUACGACGCCGUCGUUCUCCUCGAAAACCAUCAGUGUGCAGCCGAGCGCCGAAUUCGAUGAGCAGGAGCAAAGCAUUCUGCCGGCCAAGAAUUACGGCAACAUCCAUUUCAGGCUCGAGUAUGACUUUGAGCAAGCCAAGCUCUCCGUGACGAUCUUAAAGGCGUACGAUCUACCGGCAAUGGAUCGAAAUGGAAUGUCGGAUCCUUACAUCAAAGUAUUCGUGCUUCCCGAAAGAAAACAAAAGUUUGAGACGAAGAUCAUCCGGAAUACGUUGAAUCCAGUUUACAACGAAACCUUUCAAUUCUCUAUUCCAUUCAACGAGCUGCAUUCCAAAACUUUAAUGCUGGUGGUUUAUGAUUACGAUCGGUUAUCAAAAGACGAUAAAAUGGGACAGCUCUCUUUGCCAUUGGAAUCGGUCGAUUUUGGAACAACAACUGACAUUCAGCGGGCGCUGCAAAAGCCUGAAAAAGAUGACGAGGUGGGAGAACAUGCUUCGGGUUGCUUCCAGAAAGAAUGUCGCCUCGGUGAUAUUUGCUUCUCUAUUCGAUAUCGUCCAGCCACUGGAACUAUCACAUUGACAAUAAUGGAAGCUAGAAAUCUUAAGAAAAUGGAUGUCGGCGGUUCAUCUGAUCCGUACGUCAAAAUCUAUUUGCACCAAGGCCGUAAGCUGAUCAAUAAGAAGAAGACGACACGAAAGUAUAAGACUUUGAAUCCCUAUUACAACGAGAGCUUCCAAUUCAAAGUCGAACCUCACAUGAUUGAUAAAGUCCAUCUCAUCAUAUCUGUUUGGGAUUAUGACAAAAUGAGCAAAAAUGACUUUAUCGGAGAGGUCACAAUUGGCUCGAAGUAUCUUAACCUUCCUCAGAUAACUCAUGCAUGCAGCGAACAGUGGGCUGAGAUGCUAACUUCUCGUCGGCCGGUCGUACAGUGGCACACAUUACAGGAAAGAAUGGAGAAAGAAAAGAAGAAGGACCGUGAUUAG